Oppiella nova is the source of this 3564-nucleotide messenger RNA. Lineage: Eukaryota; Metazoa; Arthropoda; Arachnida; Sarcoptiformes; Oppiidae. The record is from the annotation of a GenBank genome assembly.
AUGCGGAUCCAACUCUACGGCUGCGACUAUCAUGCCAUUCCCUUGCAUUUUGACGGCCAAUCACUGAUUCUAAUGGAUCUGAAGAAGCGACCCAUCGAUUCCUCGUACGACGACGUCUUUCGGUUCCGGUUCCGUACGAACGCCGCCAAUGGGAACAUCCUAUACAGUCGGGGCACUCAGGGAGACUUCAUGGCUCUUCAGUUAGUCAAUAAUAAGAUGGUUUUCUCUGUGGAUUUGGGCGGUGGAGGGCUUAUCGAGUCGGUGUCCGCCGGGAGUCUACUCGACGACAAUCUAUGGCACGAUGUGUUGAUCUCGCGAAGGGGUCGCGACGUACUGUUCAGCGUCGACCGCGUCUUAGUGCGACAUUUCCUCAAAAGCGAUUAUCUGCGCCUUAAUCUCAAUCACGACCUCUUCAUCGGCGGUAUUCCCAUCAAAAUAGACAACCCGUUGAACACCAGAGAGAACUUUAGCGGUUGUAUAGAGAAUCUGACCUUCAAUUCGACAAACAUUGCAUAUGAGAUACAAAUGGAUGACCGGAACUUCGUUUAUGGAAAACUCGGACAAAUCCAGUACUCGUGUCUCUUUCCACAAGUGGUUCCCAUAACGUUCAAUACCGGCGAGUCUUACAUCAAAGUCGAAGGAUUUAUGGUUCCCUUUAUGAACACCAGUUUCGACUUUCGUACCUUCAAUGAGGACGGCCUACUCCUGUACCACAAGUUCUCGAGCGCCGGCUUUGUGCAGCUAUUCCUAGAAAAAGGCAAAAUAGUGAUCAAAUUCCAGGGCUCUAACACACCGGUUGUCCAGUUGGAACCGUUCGACCAGAAACUGAAUGAGGGUUCGUGGCAUUCUGUGGUUCUGGUGCUCCAGACCAACCGAAUCAUACUGUCCGUCGAUCACAUCCCCAGCAUUACCACCCGUUCCUUCGAGAUGUUUACGGGACAGACGUAUUUGAUCGGCGGUGGCUAUCACGGAAUGGUCGGCUUUAUUGGUUGCAUGCGCUGGAUAUACGUUGAGGGCCGGUAUGUCAAUGUGGAGACACUGCCGCCCGAAAAGGUCGUCAAAAUACAGGACAACGACAUAACGAUCAAAGCGUGUCAGAUGAUAGACCGGUGCCACCCGAACCCCUGCGAACACGGGGGUGUCUGCCGACAGGAUAACAUCGACUUCUACUGUGACUGCGCGCUCACCGGCUAUUUGGGAGGCGUGUGUCACGUGCCCCGACACCCGCUGUCGUGUUCGGCCUAUAAAAUAGAUAAUCCGAAGUCAAGGAAAGCCGAUGUAAUGCUGGACGUGGACGGGAGCGGACCUAUGGAGCCGUUUUGGGCCACAUGUCUGUUCCCCACCGAAGAUCAGUCGCAGAUCAUUAUCCAUCACCGCAACGAAGAGCCCACAGAAGUGCGUGGAUUUCAUUUGCCCGGCUCUUACAUACAAGAUAUCAAAUAUGACGCACCCUUUGAACAAAUCGUCGAAGUGGUGAACCGAUCCAACUCUUGCUCACAGAAGUUGAAAUACGAGUGCCUUAACGCCCGACUACUUAAUACACCCGCUCCAUUGGGACAGGAGUUGCAGCCAUUCUCGUGGUGGGUGUCACGCAAUAACCAGAAAAUGGAUUACUGGGGCGGAGGUCUGCCCGGCUCUCGCAAAUGUCAGUGCGGUCUAUACGGCACGUGUCGAGACCCCCGAAAGUGGUGCAACUGUGACGCCGCCACUGAACUACUCAAUCAGAACGAGUUUGCCGUCGAUGAGGGAGACCUAACCCAACGGGAAUACCUGCCGGUGCGACAGUUACGGUUUGGAGACACUGGAGGUUCGGCACAAUCGCGACGUAUCGGUCGAUACACAUUAGGUCCGCUCAUAUGCGAAGGCGACACACUUUUCGACGAUAUCGUCACCUUUCGCUACGAAGACGCCACCAUCGAGUUGUCGCCCUUCGACAUGGGCUCAGCCGUCGACAUAUACUUACAGUUCAAGACCACCGCUGAGUUCGGCGUUCUGUUCCACAAUAGAGGUCCCGAAGACUUCAUUAAGUUGUCGAUCGUUAACGGAAAGACCAUUCAGUUCUCGUAUUCGGCCGGAAAUGGAUUACAACAGGUGUCCGUUGAGGCCUCGUAUCGUCUGAACGACAAUAACUGGCACUCAGUCUUAGUCGAGAAGAACAAAAAGGAGGCGCGACUUGUCAUCGAUGGUCAGCUCACUAACGAACAACGUAUUACACAAGGUUUGGUCCGUCCAUUACACCUGACCUCCCAUUUCGUGAUCGGCGCCACCGUUGAGUACAGGGAGGGAUACGUCGGGUGUCUGCGAUCGCUGCUAAUCAACGGUGAAGCCAUCAAUUUGGGCCGAUAUGCGCUCGAAGGCAUGUAUGGCAUCAGUAAGGGAUGUGUUGGCAAAUGCGAGUCCAAUCCGUGCCUAAACAAUGGCACCUGUAUUGACCACUACAACGGCUAUACCUGUGAUUGUCAGUGGACGGCAUUCAAGGGACCCAUUUGUGCCGAUGAGAUCGGAGUGAAUCUCAGAUCAGAUCUCUAUAUUAGAUAUGAUUUCGAGACCUCUAUUUCAACUCUCGAAGAAUAUAUUAGAGUCGGUUUCACGACCACAGAGCACAGGGGUCUCAUUCUCGGCAUAUCCUCGUUUACCGAUGAAUAUCUCAAUCUAAUGAUGUCUAACAGCGGGCAUUUAAGACUCGUUUUCGACUUCGGUUUCGAACGACACGAGAUUAUCAUCAAAGAGGAGAACUUUGCUUUAGGACAACACCACGACAUCACUAUUAGGCGUUCCAAUAGGGGCGCAAAGAUUACUGUUUGGGUUGACAACUAUGAGCCCAAAAUCUACACGUUUAGAGUUAGUGGUAAAGCAGACGCACAGUUCAAUCGCCUCAAGAGUAUAUACAUUGGACGCAAUGAGACGAUGGACACGGGGGAGGGCUUUAUAGGCUGUAUCUCGAGAGUGACAUUCGACGACCACUUCCCUCUGCGCCGACUGUAUCAGGAGAACAGGCGUACAAACGUGCGCUCGUAUCCGGACGGCGCUGAGCUCUAUGAGGACACGUGUGGUAUCGAACCCGCGACACAUCCGCCCGAAAUCUCUGAAACCCGUCCGCCGCCGACAUUAGCGCCGGGAGAAACACUGCCAACCAUUCCACAGUCCGCCUCUACCGGUGCUAUCGUGGGGGGCGUUAUCGCAGCCAUUAUUGUGAUAAUCAUUUUAGGUCUGUUCGCCAGCGGGAGGUUCGUCUCGCGACAAAAGGGUGAUUACGUGACCCACGAGGACAAGGGGGCCCAACACGCCUUAGAUCCCGACACCGCUGUCGUCAAAGGCAAGACCGGACCCGACGUCACCAAAAAGAAAGAGUACUUCAUUUGAAAGGGUUGUCCAUCAGAAUUGAAACACAUUUUUAUUAUAUUUGCAACACAUUUACAAAAUGUAUAUUUAAAUAACUGUUUUUAAUAAUUAGAUCUGUUUUGAACUGUUUUACUCUCUGAACAUGUUUUUUAUAUCUCGAAAACUCACUUAACAUUUAACUUUUGAUAAGAAAUCUUUUGCACUAUUUUUAUGAGACGCCAC